CGAUCGGUCCGUAGAGAGGCGAAAUGCGCCGCGACGACGACGUCUCGAUCCGAAACGUUACGCGUCAUCGUCAGAGAGGUUUCGCGCGACCUGCCAAUUAUUUAUUCGACUAUUCUUAUUAAUUGCCGUUCGCCGAUUAAUUCGGACAUAAAUAUACGUUUAAUCGGGACGAGAGUGUGUGUGUCGUCCGUCUGCUGCGACGAUAAUGAGGUUUUACGAACUCCGGUGUUGACUCUCCCCUGUUUAGUGGUUUUACGUGCGGCCGUUUUACCCCGUGACGACGAUGUGGACGUUUUAGUGGACGCCCGAAACCAUGCAGAUUUGAUAUUUAGGCUCCCGCUGCCGGACGAGGAACGAUGGGCCUUUAUAAACAGUAUUUCCGAUUGACUCGACAUGCGAAAAAUCAAUUGUUGGGCAUCGAUCCGAAAAAUCAAACCGUCAAAAAUGGUAUUCCGCUGCAGAUGCUCGUUUCGCAGCAAUUCAACCCCGGUCGCCUGACUGUAAUUGUGAUAGGACUGUUCACUCUCGCGAUAGGCAUUAUCCUGUCGUCGAUACCGUGGCUCGAUUACAUAAUUUUAAAGAACCUAAAGCUUCGAGAGGGGUCUCUCAGCUUCCACUAUUGGCAAAAGCCGGGCGUCAUACGACUCACCAAAGUGUACAUAUUUAACGUAACGAAUCCCGACGCGUUCCUCGCGUCGGGCGAAAAGCCAAAGCUACAAGAAAUAGGACCCUUUACUUAUAGAGAAGAUAUGGAAAAAAUCAACAUCAAGUUCCACGACAACGGGACCGUAUCUUUUCAGCACAAAAAGAUCUUAAAGUUCGUCCCAGAGCUCAGCGUAGAUCAAAACUUGAAGAUCACCGUACCGAAUAUUCCGCUGCUCACGCUGUCGACGCAGUCUAACAACUUGGGGUGGUUCGUGCAGAAAGCAAUCUCGGUGAUGCUGAACAUGGGAUCCGUCAAACCGUUCGUCAGCGUCACUGCGGACGAGCUGGUGUUCGGCUACGACGACAGCCUUGUCAAUUUGGCGCACAACUUCUAUCCGAAGAAGAAGAGGCCGGCCGCCAAAAUGGGUUUGCUCAUAACGCGAAACGGCACGUUGCCCGAAGUGCACAACAUCCAAACGGGGGCAUCUGGCAUGACCGACUUCGGCCUCAUAACGAGCCUAAACGGCAAAACGACCCUGCCCUAUUGGAACGAUCCGCCAUGCAAUGACAUUAGGGCGAGCGAGGGCUCGUUUUUUCCACCCAGACACUAUACCAACGAGGACAUCGUGUUCCUCUACGACAAGGACCUCUGCCGGACAUUCCCGAUGCAGUACCGCAAACUUGUCAACAAACACGGUAUCAGCGCCGGUCUGUACACCCCGGCAGACAACAUCUUCGAGUCGGUGCAGGACAAUCCGGACAACAAGUGCUACUGUCCGGGCAACGAGUACUGCCCCCCCAAGGGAUUGCAGAACAUAAGCCCGUGUCAGUACGAUGCCCCUGUAUAUCUGUCGUUUCCGCACUUUUUGGGCGCGGAUCCGGCCCUGAUAAAGCAAGUGGACGGUUUGGAUCCGGUCGAAGCGAAACAUCAGUCGUAUUUCAAAAUUCAAACGAAACUGGGCGUCCCCCUUGAAGGAAAAAUCAGGAUCCAGCUGAACUUGAGGGUGCAGCAGGCGCCGUACAUCAUGUCGGUGAAAACGUUUCCGAGCAUAAUGUUUCCCGUAAUGUGGAUCGAGGAGGGUAUCGACGACCUGACGCCGCCCAUACGUCGCUGGAUCUAUUUGGCGACGACCUUCGCCGAGGUGGGCUGUCCCCUGAUGACGUACGGUUUCAUUUUCUUCGGCGCGUGCGUCGUUUUGGGCGUGCUGGUCGACGCGUACAAAUCGCUCGCGUUUACGAAGCAAACCAUCGAGAUCGGCAUGAGAAACUUGCGGCGGCGCAGCAGCCUGCUCGUGACCACGUCGAAUAGGUUCAUCUCGAGGCGAGAAACUUACACCCUGCUCGAUUUCCAAGAUGUGGACGCCGACGGCGAAGUAUGAUGACGGUCGACGUCGUCGUUUUUCGUGGUCUCGACUUCACGCAAAACGUUGAUAUUUUAGUUUCGUCUUUGAUGAAUCGAACUUCGACGCUAAAGCUUCGUUUACAAUCGCGCUUCUUGCGGACAUGCAUCCGUCCAAGUCAUAAAAGUACUAGAUAUACAGGGUGUUUGAAAAAGUUAAUCGCAAGUCAUUUGACUAAAAUAAUAGGAACGAGAAAAACACGAAAAACUGUUGGAUUUAUCUGAUUCCGAUUGAAUUGUGAAUAUUUAGGUGAAAAUUAAAAUGAACUUUGCUGAGACAUUAAUUAAAGUUGUUUCUUCAACUGGAGCGGCAUAGAGUGCCAUUAUUUUAGCAGAAGGAACAUAUAUCGUCAAACGGUUGGCUUACUUUUUUGUAGCACCCUGUACAUGUCUGGCACAAAUACAGGCAAUUUCGUACCAAAUUCAAAAAUAUAUUUAGAUUACAUUCAAUUUUCACUUCUAUAAGAAAAUGUCGUAUAGUAUGGACCAAAUAUGCUUUUAAAUAUGGGCGACAAACCUGGUGGUUUUCUAGCACAGAUUUGUUAAGGACCGGACUCAAGCAAUCCUCAAAAUUCCGAAUACAUUUUUUUUGGCCAUGUGUCUCAUAGAUAUACAUUUAUGCCAAAAACGAUUCCAAAAAAGAUCGCAGAAAUUGAAAUUGCAAAGAAUUACUAAAAUACGAAUGGUCGUAAUCAGAGGUAUUAGGUAAAAAUAAAUGCCGCCUCUGGUGUCGAGGACCAUUGAAUCCAUUGAUAAUCAAUCAAAAUUGAAGCCGAUUGUAAAUUCUUCGCUAAUUUCGAAAAAAUUCCGUUAAUUGUUCUAAAAAGUCGAUCUAAAUGUGAUAUCUUAGGUUUAAGGUGUAAAUAGUAGCAGCGACAUGGUAUAUUAUCCGGUUAAGGUCAAUAUGGGAACUUGCUCAGAGGCUGCGAAACAUCAUUCUCGUAAAUGCUAGUUUUGUACUUUAUUAUUUUUGUAAGUUAUAGAGGAACGGGUUUUUCGACAAAAUUUAAUGUGUUCAAAAUAUUAUCUCUAGCUAGUCAGGACGGCAACGCCGCAAGACAGCAACGCGCUACGUACAAAUAACGUAGAUACGUAUUAAGCGAUUAGGUAUUUUACUUUCAACGCCAAGGCGGACGUUAGAGAGAAAAAGCAGAGCCACAAGUUAGCACACCUACUGUUAUGGGUAUAGGCAACCAACUUUACGUACAGCAGCUGAUUUCGGUGUUUUGGUUAGCUUGCUUCCGCUUGAAACGUUUUUUAUGGUUUGUUGAAUUAUAUAUUCCAUAUAAAUGAGGCGUCAUACGAAAAGUAGGGUUAUGGCACAAAAUUAUAUACAUCAAAAAUGCCCUGCGGAUGUCACGCAUGGAAGCGCAGUUUGAUACCGGUACGGACAGAUGAAACGGCUGCUUUUUCUCCCUAUUCAAAGGGUGUUUAAAUUAAUUUUUAGAUAAAUCUAAUUCUCGGCGCUCGAUAAAAGACUUGUAACGGACAACUUGCUCAGUUAGGCUAAUAUAUUAUAUAUAUUUUUUAAUAAUACUGUUGAUGUAAAGGUUAUACAGAAAUAUACAUUUUUAUUAAAUUCAUUUAAGCUC
Cylas formicarius (sweet potato weevil) is the source of this 3636-nucleotide messenger RNA. RefSeq names its product lysosome membrane protein 2. Lineage: Eukaryota; Metazoa; Arthropoda; Insecta; Coleoptera; Brentidae. The record is from RefSeq and is a predicted model, not a curated record. The transcript has 12 exons. Bases 357 to 2024 code for a protein of 555 amino acids. Gene Ontology annotation, cellular component: membrane; cytoplasm. Gene Ontology annotation, molecular function: scavenger receptor activity.